This is a messenger RNA of Mytilus californianus (California mussel), 1583 nucleotides long. Its product is annotated as mucin-2-like. The record is from RefSeq and is a predicted model, not a curated record. The transcript has 4 exons. Lineage: Eukaryota; Metazoa; Mollusca; Bivalvia; Mytilida; Mytilidae. The coding region runs from base 254 to 1162 and encodes 302 amino acids.
CUACUCUUUAUAAUUUUUGCUCAUUAUUCUCUAUUCUCUUUUUUGUUCAUUUUUCUCUAUUCUUUAUAUUUUUUUGCCCAUUAAUUUCUAUUCUGUAAAUAAAUAAAAGGCUUAUCUAGUGACGAUCUAGAUAGGCCUAUGUCUAUGUAUCAUUUGCACGUGGUAUGUAUAAACCACUAAAAUACGACGCGUAGUAUUAUAGUCCUAUUUUGUUUUGCGUAGGUUAAUAGUGCAUUGUUCUUUUUCUCAAAAUAUGGCGCCCUGUGUGGUUCAAGUGUUCCUCUUGUUUAGUUUAAUUCAGUCCACAACAGCAGGUUUUUGUAACAAAGUGUUUGGCCAGAAUGUAGUUUGUUAUUGUGGAGAGGCUGAAGAUAUUGAGAUCAUUCGUAGAGUAAAACAUAUAGAGAUACGUGGUGAAUCAUGUGAUUGCAGAAUAAGGUUGUUAAACCAGAAAGACGUUCUAUUGGUACACUAUCAUGAGAGCUCGUCUUGUUCAUGGAAUUGUUCUCUUGUUUUAUGUGUUCCAAUUCAUAAUGAGACCACUACACAGACAGAUAUUGACACUACUAUUGGCAGUACUGAAGAAACAACCACUACACAAGUACAUAUUGACACUACUAUUGGCAGUACUGAAGAAACAACCACUACACAAGUACAUAUUGACACUACUAUUGGCAGUACUGAAGCAACAACCACUACACAAGUACAUAUUGACACUACUAUUGGCAGUACUGAAGAAACAACCACUACACAAGUACAUAUUGACACUACUAUUGGCAGUACUGAAGAAACAACAGUUACUACACCAGCUGGUUAUAAAAUAGAAAAUAAAGAGCACACAGGACUGAUUAUAUGGGCGACAGCAAGCACCAUUUUACUCAUAAUGGGUGUUGCAUUUGGUGUUUAUUAUAUGAAGUUCAAAAGACCCGUACAAAUUAAUGAAUCAACACCGCUACUAGAUUUUCCUUUUCGUACACCCUUGCCACCACCUCAUUCACCAUCACCUGGUUCACCAUCACCUAUAGUUACAACACUCCCACAGCAGAUCACAGAUCCUACACCCUCGAUUGAAGAAGAUUCACCAAUAGCCCACAGAACGAGACAGAGACGAAAAUUAUCCAUCAUAACAAUUGAAAACCCUGUAUAUGAAAGUCCUGUAUAAAAAUCACCUUACUGUAGUUUGUAUUGGUUUCAGACAUUUUUAGGUAAACUUAUAUUGGUGACCUUGACCUGUCACGAUUUUUUUUGGUUAAAAAUAUCCAAUAUUCAUGUUAUUUUAUAUUGGUAAUCAUGAUUUGUUACGAUUCUUUUGUUAUAUCAGUACUUUGGAGGGGGUGUACUUGAAUUGUCUAUUUGUUGCUAUUUGAGUGAAAAUCUCCUUUUUUUGUAUGGUUUUAGUGAAGGAUAACGGAUAUAUACAGUUUAGUCAUGAUGUUUUUUUAUGUGGGAGAUGUCAGUGGUCAAUAUGUGAAUAUCUAUUAACCUUUUUCUGAUCUAGUAGAAGCCGUCCCUACUUUAAUAUCAUUCCAUAUGCCAUAGAUCUUAAUGUUAUACAAGGUUAAAUGUCUUAAUAUUAAAAACUU